Molecule: messenger RNA, 3282 nt
Organism: Procambarus clarkii (red swamp crayfish)
Lineage: Eukaryota; Metazoa; Arthropoda; Malacostraca; Decapoda; Cambaridae
Source: RefSeq, a predicted model, not a curated record
GCCAGCUGAGUGACCCGCCACGCCGGCCACACUACACGUUUUCUCCCCUCAUAUAUUGCCCUGAGGCCUACGUCCUCCUGAGUGUAGGCCUCCCAGCCUUGUGUCACCACGCCCCUCAGUGUCGUGUAGUGUGAGGAUGUAGCACUUGGCCCGAUUCGAGGAAAAAAAAAGAGUUGAUAUAUAUCCAUCAUUUGCAACAAGUCCUUGACAAUGUCAGCAACAAUGCAGAUGGUCAGGGACACAGCUGUGACAAGCACAUGGUCCUCAAUCUUCCCACCACAACAGAGAACAAGGGAAGAGUCAUUGUUGUUUGUGAAGAAACUAAUAGCAGUUGGGAUAUCGUCCAUCACCUACUUGCGUACAUUGUUUCCCGAGGGUUCAUACAGCAACCGGAACCUUGAUGGACUACAACUCAAAAUGCUACUUGAAAACUCCUCAUGUAAUAGUUCCAACAUGGUUGUUUCCUGGAUCAAGGGUUGCUUUGAAGCCAUUGAGAAAAAAUACUUACGACAGUUGACGCUAGUGAUCUAUAAUGACCCAGACAAGCCAGAAUUAGCUCUAGAGACAUAUACUUUCAAAUUGCGAUACACUGAGGAAGAGGGAGCAGUUAUUAGUGAAUUGGAAGCCAGUUCCAAUCCAAGUAAGAAGGAGAAAAGAGUGGACGUGAAGAAGUCAACAGAGAAGAUGCUGCGUACUAUACUACUGUUGACGCAGACACUGAAGCCCCUGCCUAGGAAGAUUCACUUGGCAAUGAAGCUGGGCUAUUAUGACAAUGUGACCCCAGAAGACUACGAACCUCCAGGAUUCAAGGAAGGUGGCCAUGGGGGGUGUAUGUUUGAGAGUGAACCCAUCAACAUAAAGGUUGGCGAUGUGACUACUCGUUUCCACACAAUAAAGCUUCGAGUAAGUGUGGAUAGGAAGUCAUAUUCCACGGACGAAAACUCUGCAGAGGAAAAGGAGGAUAGCAGUUUUCUAAAUAAAUCUAUCACAAAAGACAAUAUGCAAUCUUCACAAAGUACUGAGGUCUUGAUUCGAAGUUAUGCCAAGCUUUCCUUGCCACGCACUCUUUCCAGUGGAUCUCCAUCCACAGGCAGAAGCUCUUGCAUCAAUUAUAAUGAUAAUCAUGAUGCAGCUGUUAAUGGUCACCUGAUGAAGGAACAUGAUUGUACAAGAAGUGGGAACCAAUUAGAAGACAACACCAUGAGUACAGAUAUUUGGGUGCCAAGUGUCACUCCAGAAAACACUUCCACUAACACAAUUUGUAGAUUAGUAAAGAGUUCUCAAGACGAUGCUCAGUUGGUGCCCCAGAUGUCAACACAAACUUCCACAUCAAACUUACAACCUUGUAUGAAGGUGACACAAAAUUCUAAUGUAAGGACACCAUCCCUCCCAAGUCCAAUACAAACUACGCCAGCAUCAGCAGUGAGUACUCGCAGUAUGAGGGCAUCGAACAACCAGUUCGAAGCUGGCUUCAUGGUACGGUGUCCCUGUAAUGUUAAUCAUGAUGAUGGCCUCAUGAUACUUUGUGAUAUGUGCAACAAUUGGCAGCAUGCAGUGUGUUUCUGUGUGCUGGAUGAAAGUGAGGCACCACAACGCCACAUCUGUGAAGCUUGUGCCACACCUGACACACCCUCCACAGAUCCCACCCUCACAAACCAUCCUGAGUUGGAGAUGUGCUGCCUUUACCGCCGUACUCUGGUGUUUCUUCGUGACAAAAGUCAUCGCAUCACUGCCGCUGUUCUUGGCCAACGCCUUGGUGUUAACAUUAGUAUUGCAAAGAAGAUCUUCAACCGAGUCCAGAAGGACAAACUUGUAAAAUCUAAGGGAAAAGCGGGAGUGUUUCCGAACCACACUAACAUCCUGCAGUUUGCAUUUCCUAUGUAUCUCAAUAGAAAGAUACAUGAAGGCAAGACAGAUACUGAUAAUGGUGUCAGUGAUGCUCCUCGAACUCCAAACAGCAUGUGUUCAACUGCAGAUUUUGAUAAUGAUGUAACUCCAGAUCUACCCAUAUAUUCUCUUCGUGACUCCAUUGCUGCCUCUAGAGCUGAUGAGUGUACGAAGGUGAUGGCCAUGUCACUUGAUGAGACAUUAGACAUUGUCAGUGACACACAGGAUGUAACAGUGGGCACUCAGGCAAUGCAGAUGGUUAUUGACAAUGGUUUAGAGGUAAUUGAUAGUGAGAAAAGUGAACCUAACCAAGAAACCAUAUCUGAAAUUAUGGCCACAGCUGGUGACACUAUGGCAACAUAUGGCUCUCAGCUUGCCACUGAAGAAAACAUCACAACCUGUGCCUUAACUCCCACUAAGAGUCUUCAAAAUUCCAAGGAUGAAGAUAAAGUGUGUGCCAGUGAUAAGAAGUCCCAGGGAAGGAAAUCUAUGAAGCGAAAACGCACACUUGUUGUUGGAGAAGUCAGACUUUCCUGUGGCAAGAAAACUGUCUCCUCAGAAUCAAUGAACAUACACCAUUUUGAGAUUUCUGAUUCCCAGGGUUCUGAUGGCUUAUAUGAGAAGAGAGUGAAAACAUCUACUGCAACUGACAUCUAAUAAAGGCAUGUAGACUGUUUUGUCAAGCCAAUUUAAAUCCUAUAUGCCAUUAAUAAAAUAGAAAAUGUUAAAGGCUGUUUGUGUGCGCAUGAUACAGCAGUACUUUACUGAUAUUUGGGCUUCAGGCAAAAGCCAUACAAAGGAACCGUCGAGUUAUUCGGCACUUCCGAAUACUGUUCUCUUCUGGCUAUCUUAUGAUUGAUGGUGAUGAAUAUGCAAGCCUUUUAUUUGUAUAGCAACAUGCUUUAUAUAUAUUCCACUAAUCCAUAGAUAUUGUACUGUAUUAGAAAAAUAUUCAAAAGGAAAAAAAGUGAUGAAUUAACUGUAUAUUUGUUUUAAAUUAAAACAUUUUGUUUAUUAUUAUGUAUUAGUGUUCUACAAUAUUCUAUUAGUUUUAUUAUAGUUUGUCUUCAGUUCUUGUUCCUUUUAGGAAUUUCAUAUGAAGGGAGUGAGAGGUGAGGAUGUUAGCCUCAUGAAAAAUUAUCUCCAGAAACCGUUGUGGAUGUUUUCUUUAUGACUUAGACAUGUUAGAAUAGUUUAUACAAAGGCAUCAGUGUUACCUAGUGUAACAGUCACCAGAGUGGAGGAGAAUGCCUCGUUAAACUGAACAAGUAACAGACAGAAAGGAGCACAAAGUUUCAUAAGUGCACAAGUAACACAGUUGAGAGAGUACCACAGAGAUCCACCAGUAAUACGAUGAGUCACAAUAACAUGGCAGAAGUAUAGGCACCCAACCCA